AUGAAGUCGGUUGUGUUCUUGUUGAUCGCGCUAGUCGUGGCAUCCAAUCAGACGCUCAACUACGAGGAUGUGCUUGCUGCCGAGUUUGAAUUCUUCAAGAUGGACUAUGAGAAGAGCUACGAGAACAGCUACGAAGAGAAGCUGCGCAGCCAGAUCUUUAAGCGCAACAAAGAAACCAUCGACGAGCACAACGCACGCUAUGCCAGAGGCGAGGAGACUUACAUGAUGGGCAUCAACCAAUUCUCAGAUAUGCUGGCAGAGGAGUUCCAGGAAAUGAUGCUGUCAAAUGUGAACACCUCUGAAUUUGCCUCCAGCAUUGACUUCAUCUAUGCGCCUCAUAACAUUGACAUACCCCACGAGAUAGACUGGCGUGCAAAGGGCGCUGUUACCGCAGUGAAAAAUCAGGGUGAAUGCAGAUCCUGUUGGGCGUUCUCUGCUACAGGUGCUCUGGAGGGGCAGCACUUUAUAAGGACAAAGCAAUUGAUACCGCUAUCCGAACAAAAUUUAAUGGACUGCUCCGCGCGGUAUCAAAAUUAUGGCUGCCGCGGCGGCUGGCCGUCACAUGCUUUAAAAUAUGUGGAGGAUAAUAGAGGCUUGGACAAUGAUCAGGCAUAUCCAUAUGAGGGCCACGUUGGAGAAUGUCGUUUCCGUCGUUCAAGCAUUGGAGCCACAGUCUCACGAGUGGCACAAGUGCGACGCGAUGAAAAUGCAUUGGCCCAAGUUGUCGCAGAAAAGGGUCCUGUUUCGGUAGCAGUCGAUGCAAGGAGAUUACAGCAUUAUCGGAGCGGCGUCUUCAACGAUCCGAUCUGUGGCGAUCCCGUGAAUCAUGCCAUGCUGGCAGUUGGUUACGGCCACGACCAGCGUGGCGGCGACUUUUGGCUGCUCAAGAACUCCUGGGGUCGCUGGGGAGAAGAGGGCUACAUGCGCUUGGCCCGCAACCACGGCAAUAUGUGUCAGGUGGCCAGCUAUGCCAUUCUGCCCAUUGUCUGA
Molecule: messenger RNA, 990 nt
Organism: Drosophila hydei
Lineage: Eukaryota; Metazoa; Arthropoda; Insecta; Diptera; Drosophilidae
Product: cathepsin L-like
Exons: 1
Coding region: 1-990 (329 amino acids)
Biological process (GO): immune response
Cellular component (GO): lysosome
Molecular function (GO): cysteine-type endopeptidase activity
Source: RefSeq, a predicted model, not a curated record